GGCUGGAGUAGAGAAGUAUUCUAACCCCUAAUUCUAAUAUUCGACUGAUGAGUUGCAGCGCCGCAGGGACUGAAACUCGAGACCGUCACUCGCCCUAAUUUUCAAAUCUCCGCAUUGGUAUCGGAAUUGCGGUGAUUAAUUUGUAUUUCAAACGGUUGUUUUGCUAACUUCUAUCUGUUUACGGCUUCAUCUUCUCCGUUCACUACGCGCGUCCAUUCUAGUUUCCAGCAGAGGAGCAGAGCUGCAACCAUGGAACCUACAAGCAAAGAUCUACUGCACUUAGAGCAUAAGAAUUCUUCCUCUUUACCUCUUGAAUCAACCCUUCUUGUUUGUAAUAAGAAAAAUUCAAUUUCACGGUCCAAUAAACCAGUCUCUGAUAACAGGCCAACCAUCUCUUCCGUUCCCAAAAGUCAAGUUCUUGAUAGAGUAAAAGAUUUCUUGGGAGUUAUGAAGGAAGCUAAUAGAAGGCUGGAACUUGGUGCAAAGGAUAACUCUGAGGCCUAUGACAUUGAAGUGCUUUCUGGAACUGAAUCUGGAGUCAUUGAAAUGGAUUUGAUGCUGGGUGUAGCUGAUCUUCAUACCCCUGAGGCUGUGGCUGCUGCAGAAUCAGCAAUAGCUGAUUCUCAUCCAGUGAUUUCUUUCCCUGCUUGCAGUAGUGAAACGGAAUCAGAUGAUAGCAGUGAUGAUAAUGACGACUGUGAGGACAGUGAUAAUGAUGGUGGUGGAAACAGUAAAGAGAGGGGUUCACCUGCGAAUGGCAAAAGCGUGCUGGCAGGCGAAGUUGAUUCCUCGAAAAAAGCUGCAGGAGACAGACGGUCGAAAAAGCGGCCGAAGAUUGUCGAACUCUCAUGAAACCGAUUUAGUUGAAGAGUUAGUUAGGAAAUCCAGUUUUGGUUGAAAAUAAAAAAAUGUUUGGAGAAAAUGAGUAUCCAUGGUAUCAUUAACAAAUUGUGAGAUGUUAGACACGUAACAAGAAAUGAAUUAUUUUCUUAUGGUGGUGUUUUUUUCCUGUGUGUAUUGUGUUAUUUCUACUACGCCUGGGAGGCAUGGUGCCUCUGCAGUAUGUUGUUUGCUAAUUUUAAACAACUGCAAGAGUCAAGAUUGUAAAGGGCUUAAUUAUAACUCUGGUCUUCAUUUGAGAUACUGAGCGAAAUAUAUAAUACUUCCCAUAAACUUUACAACGACAACAA
Carica papaya (papaya) is the source of this 1190-nucleotide messenger RNA. RefSeq lists its product as uncharacterized. Gene Ontology annotation, biological process: box C/D snoRNP assembly. Gene Ontology annotation, molecular function: box C/D methylation guide snoRNP complex binding. The record is from RefSeq and is a predicted model, not a curated record. Lineage: Eukaryota; Viridiplantae; Streptophyta; Magnoliopsida; Brassicales; Caricaceae.